UGAGAAGUAGAUGCCAUUACCUGGAGGACAUUGGGUGGAGCCACAGGUCAACAACAAGCAUGUCUUCAUGCCAGGAUGCAAAUCCGGUUAACUUGGAUUUCAAAAUUUUUGCUUUAGUGUAGUGAUAAAGAUUAUCACUGGCUUCAAAUCCUGGCUCUACCACCUGCUAUGGGUGAUUGGACAAGUCACCUUAACUUUCAAUGCUUUGGUUUCCUUCUUUAUAAAAUGGGAAAAAUGACAACUCCUGUCUUGUAGGAUUGUUAUAAGACUUGAAAGAAACAAAACUUGACAUCUGAACAAUUUCUGCAGCACCACAGUACUUCUGAAACCAUAGUUGUGGUGUCAUUCUAAAAUUCUCCCUCCACUCACUGAAUGUGGCCUAGUCUCAUAGAGACCUUGCCUUCAUAGCUGCAAUACCUUAGUUUAGACCAGGGGUUGGCAAACCAGGGCCCACAGGCCAAACCCAGACUUCACCUAUUUUCGUAAAUGAAAUUUUAUUGGAGGGCACACACACCCAUUUGUUUACAUAUAAUAGAUGGCUGCUUUCAUUCUAAAAUGACAGAGGUGAGUAGUGGCAACAGAGACCAUUAUUGUUGGCAAAUCAUAAUAUAUUUACUAUUUUGCCCCCUACAGAAAGUUUUCCAAAUCCUGGUGCCUAGGAUAUUCCAAUAGUCUUCUUCCCAGUUCUCCUGGUUACAUUUGUCCCUGAACCUAUCCUCCCCAUCCCUUAAAUUUCCCCAAAAUGCGAACUCAGUCACACCAAUUUGCUCCUUAUGUUUCAUUGGCUCUUGCUGCUAAGAGUGCCAGCUUGCGCCUUCCGCCCAUCCCCAGACAAGCUUGUUCUUUGACCAUAAUGAGCUUUUCAUGCCAUUUCCAACUUUUGCGCAUGCUGUUCUUCUUGUCUGAAUCUCCACCCUUUUCCCUGUCCUCAAUAAUAAGUUCAAGCUUUUCUCCCUCUGAGAAGUCCUUUCUGACUUCCAUAGGCUGAACCCCUGGCUUCUGCUCCUCUACAUAACACAUCAAUUCUAGCAUUGAUCUCACUGUAACAUGAUUGUGCAUUUGGCUGUCUGUCCUUGCCACUACUGUGUGUUCCUCUUGAGGGCAGGAACAUUUGUUUUUCCCUUUUAGAAAAUCUCUGGUGCCCAGUCUGGCAUUAGUAAGUGCCCAUUAGGUUGCUAUUGUUUGUCAGCAUUUGAGCUUGGGUUUAAAGGUUUCUAUAAGGUGUAGUGGAGUAUAGAAAACAAGCAGGUCAGAAGAGGCUUCCUGGAGGAGGUGACAGCUAAGCUAAGUCCCGGAGGAUAAAAUAAGAUAAUAGGAGAAAUAAGGCAGUAGGAACAGCAUGGGUAAAGGUGAUGAGACCUGAAAGUGGCAUGUGGAAGGAAAGAGAAAUGCAGGAAGAGGGGGCAUGGGAGGGAAUGCUGGGGGACAGGCCAAAGAGGGAGGAAUUUGGUGAGUAUUCUUCAGAGACUCCUUUGCUGUGCUGAGGUGUGGACAAUGGGAAAGCAUGGAUGGGCUGGAGUUAGGCAAGUGCCAUAUUCCCUUCUGCAACUGUCUGUUUGCAUGUCAGCCUUCUAGAAACUCCUUAAGGCAUCAACUAUGUUUUUGUCUUGUCAUCAAUCAAUCCUAAGUGUACACAAUUCCUGGCAUAUGAUAGGCUCUCCAUAAAUGUUUCUUUCUUUAUUAAAAUGCAUGAAAACUCUCCAGAUUUAAGGAUGGUCCUCAAUGUUUCAAAUUCUUUUUGUUAGAUCAUUGAUCCUGUCUACAGCUGUCGCAAAUUUAAGAACUCUGGUUGUAGUUAACCUUCAAUUUUGAAUUUUCUGCUUGAAAAAUUUCCAUGAGGAAAAAAAGCCUAUCCUCUUAUGGAAGGCUCUAAUCUCUUAAUCAUUUUGGUUGACUUUUCUUUGGAUCUUCUUCAACGUUUUGUCUCUGUUAAGGCUUUUAAGAACAUCUGAAUUCUUUCCUUCUGCAAAACCAGAGGAACAUUUUUUUUCUGCCUAUUUUCAGUUUAUUCCUUGUGAUUUUGGUAUUUUCUCUUAACCAAAUACUAAAUGGAGUUAGGAGAAAUAAACUUCUUUGUAAAGCAUGUCAAGGGACCAUUAGAAGGAUGGUGCCUCACAGAUAGAAUACAGUUUUUAUUAAUGAUGCCUACAUAUAAAUCCUGCCAUUAGCUCAAGGGCUCAGAAAGCUAGCAGCCUAGCAGUUCAGGAUAUGUCAAUGAAAUGAAUUGGGUAGUUAAGGAUGCCCAGAAGAUUGAAUAAAAUUGGGAUUUAGGAGGACCCUUGUACUCCAGGAAAUUCUCCAAGUCUUCUCUUAGUUAUCCAGACCCUCAAAGUGAACAUGAAGCUCCAGUUUCAAAUUGAGUACAUUUUCCAUCCAUGGAUUGACUUGUUUUGCUCAGUUGAGUGCUUGAAGUUGUCUUGUCGACGUAACAGCUAACCUACGGCUUCCUUUCUCGUAAAACCAAAACAAAAAGGCUUUCUAUUCAAGUGCCUUCUGUGUGUGCACAUGUGUAAUACAUACCCGGGAUCAAAGCUGUCUAUAUAAAGUCCUUGAUUCUGUGUGGGUUCAAACAGAUUUCAAAGCUUCAGGAUCCUGAAAGGUUUCGCUCUACUUCCUCAAGACCUGAACACCGCUCCCAUAAAGCCAUGGCUUGCCUUGGAUUUCAGAGGCACAAGGCUCAGCUGGAUCUGGCUCCCAGGACCUGGCCCUGCAAGCUCCUGUUUUCUCUUCUCUUCAUCCCUGUCUUCUCCAACGCAAUGCACGUGGCCCAGCCUGCUGUGGUGCUAGCCAGCAGCCGAGGCAUCGCCAGCUUUGUGUGUGAGUAUGCGUCUCCAGGCAAAGCCACUGAGAUCCGGGUGACAGUGCUUCGGCAGACUGACAGCCAGGUGACUGAAGUCUGUGCAGGAACAUACAUAAUGGGGAAUGAGUUGACCUUCCUGGAUGAUUCCAUCUGCACGGGCACCUUCAGUGGAAAUAAAGUGAACCUCACCAUCCAAGGACUGAGGGCCAUGGACAUGGGGCUCUACAUCUGCAAGGUGGAGCUCAUGUACCCGCCGCCAUACUACAUGAGCGUAGGCAACGGAACCCAGAUUUAUGUAAUUGAUCCAGAACCGUGCCCAGAUUCUGACUUCCUCCUCUGGAUCCUUGCAGCAGUUAGUUCGGGGUUGUUUUUUUAUAGCUUUCUCCUCACAGCUGUUUCUUUGAGCAAAAUGCUAAAGAAAAGAAGCCCUCUUACAACAGGGGUCUAUGUGAAAAUGCCCCCAACAGAGCCAGAAUGUGAAAAGCAAUUUCAGCCUUAUUUUAUUCCCAUCAAUUGAGAAACCAUUAUAAAGAAGAGAGGCCAUAUUUCAAUUUCCAAGAGCUGAGCCAAUUCUAACUUUUUUGUAUAUUUGGGGGGAGUUCAUCUCUCUUUAAUAUAAAGCUGGAUGCAGAACCCAAAUUACAUGUACUACAAUUUAAAGCAAAGGAGCAGAGAGACAGAGCUGGGAUAUUUCUGUCACAUCAGCUCCACUUUUAGUGAAAGCAUCACUUGGGAUUAAUAUGGGGAUGCAGCAUUAUGAUGUGGGGUCAAGGAAUUAAGUUAGGGAAUGGCAUAGUCCAAAGAAAGAAGAGGCAGGAACUGAGGGAGAGGACUGUAUUGUACACACCUUAUAUUUACAUGUGAGAAGUUUAUGGCUAAAAUAAUCUUUUCAAGUUAAAAUUUAUGCCUUUUGUUUCUUAAACAAAUAUAUAAUUAUAUUAUGGCUUCAAAAAUACUCACAUGGCUAUGUUUUAGUCAGUGAUGCCAAAGGUUGUAUUUCGUAUGUAUACACAUAUAUUUUGAAUUUGAUAGUAUUGUGCAUGGAGCCACAUAUGUUUUUGUGUAUUUGUUAAUGGUUUGAAUAUAAACACUAUAUGGCAGUGUCUUUCCACCAUGGGUCUCAGGGAAGUUUUGCAGAGGAGCUCAGGACACUAAUGCGCGAGGUAGAAUAUAAGGUCAUUUGCUAACUGGCUUGGAAACUGGAUGAGGCCAUAGCAGUGCUUGAUUGCACAGAAUUAUGCUGAGUUGGCGUUGACAUGUGCUUUGGGGCUUUUCCACCAGUUCCUUUCAAUGGUUUGCAAGGAAGCUACAGCUGGUGGUAUCUGAGUUGACUUGAGACACUGUCUUGAAGACAAUGGCUCACUCCAGGAGACCUGUAGCUAUAACCUUCUAGGAAGCUCCAGUUUGACGGGCCCAAUUCUUAUAAACAUGUGGUUAAUGCCAUGGGCAGAAGAAAGCAGCAGGUGGCAGAAUGGGGUGCAUGAAGGUUUCUGAAAACCAACACUGCUGGUGUUUUUAACUCAAUAUUUUCCAUGAAAAUGCAACAACAUGUAUAAUAUUUUUAAUUAAAUAAAAAUCUGUGGUGGUCGUUUUU
Molecule: messenger RNA, 4394 nt
Organism: Sapajus apella (tufted capuchin)
Lineage: Eukaryota; Metazoa; Chordata; Mammalia; Primates; Cebidae
Gene: CTLA4
Product: cytotoxic T-lymphocyte associated protein 4
Exons: 4
Coding region: 2646-3317 (223 amino acids)
Biological process (GO): negative regulation of regulatory T cell differentiation; B cell receptor signaling pathway; regulation of T cell proliferation
Cellular component (GO): external side of plasma membrane; membrane
Source: RefSeq, a predicted model, not a curated record